AUGCUCCUCCGUAUCCUUCUCCACUUCUCCAUAUUUGCGUGCCUUGUGGUAGCAGACAAGACCUGCUAUUUUCCUAGCGGAGACAUUGCGGUUGACGAUGUCCCUUGCUUCUCAGGUGACAAGGACUCACCAUGUUGUUCCAAAGAUUCGAUUUGUCUUAGCAAUGGAUUUUGUUAUGGAAAAGCACAACCAUUUGCGCUGAGUCGGGGUAGCUGUACCAAUAAGUACUGGCCAGUAGAAGGCGGAUGCAAUGAUGUGUGUUCUAAGGUUGAAGCCAUGAACGAUAAGGGAUGUGCGCUGCCGUUGCUUAGGAUUGAGGACAAGAAGUCUUCCUAUUGCGCCAACUCCAUCAUAGUCGAUCCGUCAAACCACCUCGCUUGUGCCGCUGGUCCCUCCUUCGAACUUGAUCCUGCCGAUUUUGUUUGGGGCAAGGCUGCGCUCGCCAAUUACACUUCUGGUGAUCCUAGCUUAAACUCCACAUCAACUACGAACACAACUGCAUGUCCUACAACGUCAAGCGGCGAGAACAAGGGGGCCAAUGAUAAUAAGGAUGGGAAAAGUAACAAUGAUCUCGUGAUCGGGGCCGGAGUGGGAAUCCCCCUAGGAGUCCUGCUUCUCACUGCGCUGGGCUGGGCAUUAUUCGAACGGAGAAAACGUCUCUCUGUUCAAGCUACGGUGGACGGGCUCCAAUCCCAGGUUGCAAUGACACAUCAGGAUGUGCAGGGACAGACAUCGGUUUAUUCUCCUCCUAGUGAGCUCUCAGCUCACAAACCGCCCCAGGAGCUAGCGACUACCUCCACUUAA
Molecule: messenger RNA, 804 nt
Organism: Penicillium robsamsonii
Lineage: Eukaryota; Fungi; Ascomycota; Eurotiomycetes; Eurotiales; Aspergillaceae
Exons: 2
Coding region: 1-804 (267 amino acids)
Source: RefSeq, a predicted model, not a curated record